UAUUUGUCUCAAUACAUAUACACCUUCCUCCACUUCUCUAUAUCACUCUCUUUUUCACUCUCUCUCUAUACUUCAAAUACUAAAACAUGUUACUAAGAACCUAUAGUGCACCAAUUCACACUUCUUCCCUUCAUUCUCAUGAACAAGAACUCAAUCACCACCAUCCUAAAACACUUGCAACCCUUUCAAAAACUAAGAAGAAGAAAUUUGCACCACCUACUAGCCUUGUUAAGAAUCCUCAUAAGAAGAAUAUAGUGGAACAAGAAGUACUUUUUUCAAGCUAUAGUUUAGAUAAACAAGUUUUGGAACAUGAAGAGGGUGGUAAGAAAGUAGUAAAGUUGCAAACUUUAGUAAUGGGUGGUGGAGGAAUGGGGUGUGAUGAUGGUGGAAGGAUUUGUGGUGGUGGAAAUGGAAAUGGGUGGGAGAAUAAUUAUGGUAGAGAUGAAACUCAUGCUUAUUAUCAAAACAUGAUUGAGGCAAAUCCAAAUAAUUACCUUUUACUUGGAAAUUAUGCUAAGUUUUUGAAAGAGGUUUGUGGAGAUUAUGGUAAAGCAGAGGAGUAUGUUGAAAGAGCAAUUUUGGCUAACCCUGGUUAUGCUGAUGCUUUGUCACUAUAUGCAAAUAUAAUAUGGUACACAGAGAAGAAUGCUGAUAGAGCUGAAGCAUAUUUUGAUCAAGCUGUUAAAAGUGAUCCAAAUGAUUGCUAUGUCUUGGCUUCAUAUGCAAAAUUUCUAUGGGAUGCUGAAGAUGAUGGAGAUGAAGAUAAUGAAUGCCAACAUAAGAACCAUACAUGUUCACCCGAGAUAACUGCAGCCUCUAAAAUCUAGCCUAUUUGUAGUUGUAAACUAGGAUUCACGGAUACCUCGAACUCGACACACGACACUGAUACGGAGAUACCGAUAAUAAUUUGAAAAAAUGGAUAAAUUAAAUAUAAUCACAAGUAUCAGUGUAAAUGUCCGACAUCGACACAGAUACAAACACGCAUACGCAUUUUUUCAGAAGUGUCGGUGCGAGAGGUUGUAAAUAGCUCAUGUUAUGCAAUAAAUGAGAGAAUGUGUUAUUGUAAUCUAGGGAGGAUUCUACUGUUGCAUCUUAUGAGAGUUUGAAAUUUUGGUAGAAAUCAAUGAAUACUCAUUAAGUCUCUUUCUAGUUCUACAAUUCAAUAUGUGAUUUUGAUAAGAGAAAUAAUAUUUUGUGACCUUGAGAAAGAAAAAUGAGGUUUAUAAAUGAGGUGAGGCCGAUGAAAAACUCCGGUAUGUAAUUUUGUGUUAGCGGCGUGGUGUUCAAAUAUCUACAAACACUUUGACACAAGCAACUCUCGAAAGUGAAAGGUAUUUUGUAUUAAAAUAGUUGCAACAGAAUUUAGGACCUUCGUUAGACUUUUCAGUAGGAUUCUAGUGUUUCGGUCUCUAGAAUCUUCUAUUGACAUACCUCUAUCUUAGAGGACAAAUAUUCUCAUAUCUCUUCUUGCUUUG
Molecule: messenger RNA, 1475 nt
Organism: Vicia villosa (hairy vetch)
Lineage: Eukaryota; Viridiplantae; Streptophyta; Magnoliopsida; Fabales; Fabaceae
Exons: 3
Coding region: 87-827 (246 amino acids)
Molecular function (GO): protein binding
Source: RefSeq, a predicted model, not a curated record